AUGAGUAGAAUUUGCUAAAACUCACCCAACACCGCGGCACUUGUACUUGUGUUGUCUGUCUCGCGGCUCUCUCUCUCGCUGGCCUCUCUGAUCCCCCCUUCCUGCACGCCCCACCAGUUUCCACAACAUGGCGGCAGUCGAUGUUGAGCGUGCCAAGCUCGAGGCAAAUAUGCGAAAUCUCAAAUUAGCUGGCCACGUUGGAUUCGACAGUCUUCCCGAUCAGCUGGUGAAUAAAUCCGUGCAGAAUGGAUUUGUCUUCAACAUUUUAUGUAUCGGUGAAACUGGCCUGGGAAAAUCAACACUCAUGGACUCGUUGUUCAAUACGAGUUUUGAGUCUAAUCCAAGUCCCCAUAAUUUACCAGCAGUCAAGUUGAAAUCCCACACUUACGAACUGCAGGAGAGCAAUGUAAGGCUGAAGUUGGCAAUUGUGGACACUGUUGGGUAUGGGGAUCAGAUUAAUAAGGAGGAUAGCUUCAAGUCUGUAGUGGAUUACAUCGAUGCUCAGUUUGAGGCUUAUCUGCAGGAAGAGCUGAAAAUCAAGAGGUCUCUGGGGACCUACCAUGACACCAGGAUUCAUGUCUGCUUGUAUUUUAUUUGUCCUACUGGACAUGGAUUAAAAUCUAUCGAUCUCGUGUGCAUGAAAAAAAUUGACACCAAAGUCAACAUAGUUCCAAUUAUCGCUAAAGCUGAUACCAUAUCAAAAACAGAACUCCAGAAAUUCAAGAGUAAAAUAAUGUCAGAGCUCCAGAACAAUGGAGUCAAUAUCUACCAAUUUCCCGUGGAUGACGACAAUGUAGUCGAGAUAAAUUCCACAAUGAACGCACAUGUUCCCUUUGCUGUGGUCGGUAGCACUGACUUUGUACGCGUUGGGAACAAGAUGAUGCGCUCCCGUCAAUAUCCAUGGGGCACAGUUCAGGUGGAAAAUGAAACCCACUGUGAUUUCGUUAAGUUACGUGAGAUGUUGAUCAGAACAAACAUGGAGGACAUGAGGGAAAAAACUCACUGUCGCCACUAUGAACUCUAUCGCAAAAAGCGACUCGAGCAGAUGGGAUUCAGCGACGUGGACAGUGAAAAUAAGCCAGUCAGCUUCCAGCAGACGUGUGAAGCUAAGCGAUCCACUCAUUUGCAGGAAUUACAGCAGAAGGAGGAUGAAAUGAGACAAAUGUUUGUCGCUAGAGUUAAGGAGAAGGAAGCUGAGUUGAAAGAAGCGGAAAAGGAGCUCCACAAUAAAUUCGAUAAACUCAAAAAAGAUCAUAUGGAGGAGAAAAAAAAAUUCGAAGAAAGUAGGAAGAAGUUGGAAGACGAUAUAGUCGAGUUUAAUCGUCGUAAAACUCAAAUUGCUCAGCAGUCUCAGCAUCACAUGCUAACCCUCGGCAAAAGCAAGAAAAAAUAAUUUUGAACGCCAGCCGAACUGAACGGGGAAAUUUUCAAAUAGAAUGCCUUUUCUUUCCACUAUUCGGAUAUCGGUUACUUUUCUAUAAUUUAUAAACAAAAAUAAAACUAGUAUUUUUUAUUAUCGCAAUUCAGAAAGGCCGGCGACUCCUGUCGUUGCAUUUAAUCAAGAAAUUCAUCUUCACAAAAAAUUAUGUAUUAUGAUUUAUAAUUUAAGUUAUUUUUAAUCAAUUAUGCGUGCCAUUAAUCGGUAUACAGUACUUUAAUUUAGUGAUAAACACUCCAUAAACCAAAUUAAUAUACCUACAUUAAUCCGUAAACGGAUAAUAAUUAUGUUUAUAAAUUUGUAAGUGCUCUCUUUACACCCACAUCGAAAUGUACGAAAAUAUUUAGGUAAAAAUAAAGAGGUCUUUGAUAAAACACUAA
Molecule: messenger RNA, 1818 nt
Organism: Diachasmimorpha longicaudata
Lineage: Eukaryota; Metazoa; Arthropoda; Insecta; Hymenoptera; Braconidae
Gene: Septin2
Product: septin-2-like
Exons: 6
Coding region: 128-1393 (421 amino acids)
Biological process (GO): intracellular protein localization; cytoskeleton-dependent cytokinesis
Cellular component (GO): septin complex; cell division site; septin ring
Molecular function (GO): GTPase activity; GTP binding; molecular adaptor activity
Source: RefSeq, a predicted model, not a curated record